AUGCAAGUUCCAUGUCGAACCAAAAAUGUUAAUAAAUAUUAUAAAGUGAUUACUGAAGUAGGUUCAGGGACAUAUGGAAAGGUAUAUAAGGCAAAAUGUUUAAAAACAAAUGAUUUUGUUGCAUUAAAGAAAAUUGAUACCAAAGAUUAAAAAAUUAUGGCAGAAGGUAUAAAUUACUUAUAAUAUAAUUUUUAGGAUUCCCAAUAACAGCCAUAAGAGAAAUCAAAUUGUUAAAAAUAAUGAAUCAUAAAAAUAUUUUGAGAUUAAGAGAAAUUAUUGUGAGUAAAGCAUCUCAUAGAAAUAAUUUCAGAGGAUCAACAUUCUUAGUUUUUGAUUAUUAUGAUCAUGAUUUUGCAGGUCUUCAGAGAUAACGAAAUAUAUUCACAUUACCAUAAUUAAAAUGCAUUUUUAAAUAACUCUUAGAAGGUGUUAAAUAUCUACAUGAAAGUAAAAUUAUACAUAGAGAUUUGAAAUGUGCAAAUAUACUCAUGAAUAAUAAAGGGUAAGUAACAUUAGCUGAUUUUGGUUUGGCUAGAACCUUAUCUAAUAUGAGUAAUCCUAAAUAUACAUACAAAGUAGUUACACUUUGGUAUAGAGCACCAGAACUUUUAUUGGGAUAGACUAAUUAUAAUACAUAAAUUGAUAUGUGGAGUUUAGGUUGUAUUUUUACAGAAUUAAUAACAGGAGAUAUACUUUUUAAAGGUGAUAUUGAAUAUCGUUAAAUGGAAAAGAUUUAUGAAUUAUGUGGUAGUGCUAAUGAAUAGAAUUGGCCUAAUUGUAUCAAUUUAAGAUUAUGGGAAGAAUUCAAACCUAGAAGAAAUUAUGAGAGAUUACUUACUAAACAUAUCAAGGAACUUUGUUAAAUAUAUAAUAAAUAGAUUGAUUAAGUUACUUUAGAUUUAAUUGAAUAAUUAUUAACACUUGAUCCAAAUAAACGAUUAAAUGCAACUUAAGCUUUAAAUCAUGAAUUUUUUAAAUAAGAUCCAAAACCUUGUUAAUAAAAUGAAAUGCCUUAAUUUGACAAAGAAUUUCAUGAAACACUUAUGAAAAAUGAUAUUAGAUUAUAAUAACUUAGAAAUGAUAAAGUUUAGUCUAGACCUUAAUAGAUUACUAAUUAAAAAUUUUAAAAAUUAAUAAAAGAUGAAAGAAACUAAUCUAGACCAUAAGUUUAAUAAUAGUCUCCUUAAAGAGAUAUCAAAAAUAAUUAAGAAAUAGAUUAUUAUGAUUUAUUAAAAAUUGAAAUAGAGGAAAAGAAGAGAGUAAAAUUAAAUUGA
Paramecium primaurelia is the source of this 1274-nucleotide messenger RNA. The record is from the annotation of a GenBank genome assembly. Lineage: Eukaryota; Ciliophora; Oligohymenophorea; Peniculida; Parameciidae.